AAAAGCAAAAUAUUGUUAUUGAGCAUACGCUUGCGCCUAUGAGGUUUGUGUAAACCAACCAGGGACAUCCCAGAGGCAGUGACCACAUGGGCUUUUUAAAACCGUGUCUUGUCCUCGGCAGCAAGUAGAUGGCGUCUGACCAUAAUAUUAUCUUCUAGUGAGAUAGCUGAGUCACAUCUAAGUGUUGAGGUAACGGUAACGGUAACAGGAAAUUCAUCGUACGAGCGCGUCUUGGAGAGCUUUCCACGAGCUGGAAUCUCAUCGAAAAUGCUGACAAUCACUCUGAAGACUUUACAGCAGCAAACAUUUAAGAUAGAAAUAGAUCCAGAACUAACGGUGAGAGUAUUAAAGGAAAAGAUAGAAGAAAAGAGGGGGAAAGAUGUCUAUCCAGCCACAGGCCAAAAGCUGAUAUAUGCUGGCAAAAUCCUGAAUGAUGACAUCCCUUUAAAGGAUUACAAAAUCGAUGAGAAGAAUUUUGUUGUGGUCAUGGUGGCAAAGCCAAAAUCAACUCUGCCCCCUGUCCAAGCUAGUCCUGGCUCAAUUCCGACUCCAGCUCUGGGUGCAGCCCCCCUUACGGACAUUGUUCUUCCUACCCCCAGCCCUGUACCUCCCGCCCCUGCCCCUGCCCCUCCUGUCCCUGUCCCUGUCCCUGUCCCUGCCCCUGCCCCUGCCCCUGCUCCAGCUCCAGUCUUAGCUCAAGCUCCAGUGCCUGUGCCCACCCAUGUUUCUCAUCCAGUCCCAUCACAUAAGACUCAAAGCACAGCUGAUCAGGCUGUCCCUCGACCCACGGCAGGAAGUACAGGGUCAGCAACAUCAGCUGGCACCACUACAGUCUCUGCUACGCCUCCUGAAGACACGUCCCAGGAAGUUCGCCAGGAACAACCAGCAGACACAAAUCCACCAGUUCUCUCAGCCUCCAGCCUUGUUGAUGACUUGGGCCUUUUAGAAGAGGCGGCAUCAAUUUUAGUUACAGGGCAAGCUUACGAGAACCUUGUAACUGAAAUCAUGUCCAUGGGAUAUGAAAGAGAGCAGGUGAUUGCUGCUCUUCGAGCAAGUUAUAACAAUCCAGACCGGGCAGUCGAGUACCUGCUCAUGGGCAUUCCGUCUGAGCCGGAGCAGCCACUUGUGGAAGUGACGCGACCUGCUGGUGCAACUAACCCCGUUGCACCCAACCCCACUGCAUCUAACCCCACUGCCCCUAACCCCACUGCCCCACCUGCAGAGAGACCCCAACCUCCUACUCCUACUCCUACUUCAGAAGGAGCAGCUACUCCAUCUCAGCUGCCAUCUUCUGGUAACCCUCUGGAGUUCCUAAGGAAUCAGCCACAGUUCCAGCAGAUGAGACAGAUCAUCCAGCAGAACCCAGCCCUCCUCCCUGCUUUGCUCCAGCAGUUGGGCAGAGACAACCCACAGUUGCUCCAGCAAAUCACCGCGCACCAGGAGCAGUUUGUACAGAUGUUAAACGAGCCUCAUGGAGACGAAGCGGAGGCCCAUGGGUCGCCACAAACAAACUACAUCCAGGUUACCCCACAGGAGAAAGAGGCAAUAGAGAGGUUAAAAGCUUUGGGGUUUCCAGAAGGACUGGUCAUUCAAGCUUACUUCGCAUGUGAGAAAAAUGAGAAUCUUGCUGCCAAUUUCCUUCUCCAGCAAAACUUUGAUGAUGAGUGAUUGAGGGUUUUUUUGUUUUCUUUUUGCAGUUUAAGAUGGUGAUAGUCAGGGAGAUGGCCACAAAAAAGAGAAUAGAUCUACAGUAUUUUGUGUGUGUGUCUGUAUGUUUGUGGGUGUGAAUGAGAGAGAGUGCGAGAGAGGCAAGACCAGUGGUAUUUGGUCUUCUAAGGUUUCUCUUUGGAAAAAGCCAUGGUGUGAAAAUAUUGUUAAUUGUAACAGCCACUCCCUUUUUAUUGAACCAUAUCACCUCAACUGUGAACUUUCACUGCUGCUAUUGCUGCUGUUUGUAUUUUGUGUGUUUACGAUUGUGGUUGCAAUUAUAUUUUAUUUCUGCCAAAGGACACACCUUAAUUCAUUUGAGUUCAUUUUGCUUCUCUACCAUGAACCAUAUGAUGUCUAUAUCAAACUAAACUGAAGUGUGUCCUUUAGCUAACAUAAAAAUGUGUCCUGGAAUAUAUCUGUAAGGUUUGUCAGAAUUUGGUCCAAUGAUGGUAGCUUCUCAGAAUACAAGACAUGGGCUAAUACAUUUGGAAAACUGAAAUGAACCUGUAUGACAUGAACAGGUCCCAAUAGUGGUAUAUUCUUAAUGUUAACUUAUCAAAAUUAUAUAUUUGAUCAACAUAGCCAAAACCUUUAGAAACAUAGAGUAAGGAAUUGUGUCUCAUUUUAAAAUAACUGUCAAGCUGUUUUAUCUGUUUAUCAUUUUUUUGGGUUACUGUAUUGUGAGUUAUUUUGCGCCCUGUAGCAACAUCUCGCCUCCGUCAUGCCUUCAUUUGUUUGAGUUAAAAAAAAGUUUGGUUCAUGAGAAAAUUGCAGCUUAGUGGAAAUAUCUAAGAUAGAGAAAGGUUGGUUUGAACAAAAUUAUUCUUCAAUCAUUGUAUCAUUGUAUCAUUAUUGUCAAGUUAUAAUUGGAAUGUCAAUAUUUAUCAUCAUCUCUCCUCAAAAUGUGUUGCUUAGCUUAAACAAACAUUACUCUCCUUUUUUUGUUUUUUGUUGUUGAAGGCCUAGGCCAAAAAAUGGAAGAGAAUUGUUUUUGUAAAUGUUGGCACUUUAUGGCAAAGAAUGUUGGCGAGGAGAGUUUAUACACCUGCAUGACUUUAAAAUAGCCCAGGGGGUUUAACACUGUGUCAUGGUCUGGUUACAGUGUUUUACCUGUAGCUUUCUUAUUACUGUCCUUGUUAUUUUGGCGAGAAGACGGUUAGCCUGUAAGAAAUUAUAUUUGCCUUAAUACACUAACGUUGAGGGCUGGGUGUAUGGUACUUAGGAUUAUUGUUUCAGCAUAAUGUGAAAUAAAUAGCUUUUACAAAGCUUUAAAAUGAAA
Clupea harengus (Atlantic herring) is the source of this 2989-nucleotide messenger RNA. RefSeq names its product RAD23 homolog A, nucleotide excision repair protein b (gene rad23ab). Lineage: Eukaryota; Metazoa; Chordata; Actinopteri; Clupeiformes; Clupeidae. Gene Ontology annotation, biological process: nucleotide-excision repair; proteasome-mediated ubiquitin-dependent protein catabolic process. The transcript is spliced from 11 exons. The record is from RefSeq and is a predicted model, not a curated record. Gene Ontology annotation, cellular component: cytosol; nucleoplasm. Bases 268 to 1668 code for a protein of 466 amino acids. Gene Ontology annotation, molecular function: ubiquitin binding; damaged DNA binding; proteasome binding.